GUUACUGCGUAUUGAAUGAGUAAAAUCUAGUUGUGUAUCACAUUAUAUAGAUCUAAAGUGAGUUAUCAUUUUGCCAAAAAAAACUCAUUUCCAAGUAUACAGUGUCAUCUAUAAGAUCUAUUUACUUUGUUUGGUAACUGUUUUCAUUGAGAGGAAACAUACCUUAGCAGCUAUCUAACUGAGUGUAAUACAGUAUGGCAUCAGCUGGUGGAGAAGAGCAGUAUGACUUUAUUUGGAAAGUUGUAUUGGUUGGAGAUUCUGGGGUUGGAAAAACAAACCUCUUGUCAAGAUUUACGCGAAAUGAAUUCAACAUGGAGAGCAAAAGUACCAUUGGUGUGGAAUUUGCUACCAGAAACAUACAGAUAAAGGGUAAGACAGUGAGAACACAGAUCUGGGACACAGCAGGCCAGGAAAGAUACAGGGCUAUCACAAGUGUGUAUUACAGAGGGGCUGUAGGAGCAUUAGUUGUGUUUGACAUCAGUAAAAUGUCAUCGUUUGAGAAUCUAGACAAGUGGCUAGGAGAGCUGAAUGAGCACGCUGACCCACACUGCUGUAUCAUGAUUGUAGGAAAUAAAACUGAUCUGAAACACCUUAGAGCUGUCAGCUCAGAAGAGGGGAGGUCAUUAGCAGAAAAACACAACUACUCAUUCAUCGAAACUUCAGCAUUAGAUAACACAAACGUAGUAGAAGCAUUUAACAAUUUGUUAGUUGAUAUUUUCAAAUUACAAGUGGAAUCACCACCUUCAUCGGGGCCUCAACAAGGAGAAACACAGAAAUUGGAACAGGAAGUGAAACCAAUGGCUGAAGUUGACACAUGUGGAUGUUAGACUGUUUUUCUGUGGAAGUCUUUGUUGCUGUGUUCAAUGAUAGUAAAUUAGAUACAUUUUGUAGCAAACAGUUUCCCAGGUUUUGUUAUCUGAGAGUGCCAGUUUGUUUAUAGGGUUCUAUAUUUCUUAGUUAAAAACAUUAGACUGUGACAUGGUCAGCGCAAUAGAUACCUGGAAUAAGUUAUACCGUCAGAGCAGGAUAUUUAACCCUUAGCCUGCUGGCGGCAAGUGAUUCUGCCUUUGCGACCAGUGUAGACCAAGAUCAGCCUGCACUGUUUGCUAUUCAGUCAGUAAAUUUUCAGUGAAUGCCCCUUUGAAUCAUUAGCGGCACUGUCCAAACUAAAUGAUGACCCGUCCAUUUUAGAAAUAAAGCAGGCUAAAGAUUCAAAUCACUUGAAGCACAUUUCACUAUUCCUAUGAUCUUUUAAUUGUAAAAAAAAAUGAAUGGAGCUGUUAAUAGAAAGUUUGAUUGCCUUAUCCUACUCUACUAUUGGUCACAAGUACAAGUUAUGAUAAAGCUUGACUGUAUUGAUUCAUAUAACCUUUCUAGAACACAGCAUAUGCAUAGAUACAUCUAUUUGGUUACAAUUUGUAAAGCUACACAUGAUGCAUCUAGGUUUGAUUUGAUAUACUGUAUUUAUAAUAAAGCUGUGCCAUGAUCCAUGUAACCUAUAAGAAUGAAUGUGUUAUAAAAAAGCACCAUGUGCUUUAGCUAAUAAGAUCUGCUUAUUUUGACUAAUUCCAAGUUUUAGUGUCUUAGUGUAUUGUUGUUGGUAUUUUGCCUUACUUUAUUUUUGAUAUCAUUCCAGUUUAAUUAUGCUGCGGUGGGGGGAGGGGAAUGGAGAGGUCAUUCAGUUAUGCUGUAGUGGGGGAGGGGAAUAGGGAGGUCAUUCCGUUAUGCUACAGUGGGGGAGGGGAAUGGGGAGGUCAUUCCGUUAUGCUGCAGUGGGGGAGGGGAAUGGGGAGGUCAUUCCGUUAUACUGCAGUGGGGGAGGGGAAUGGGGAGGUCAUUCAGUUAUGCUGCAGUGGGGGAGGGAAAUGGAGAGGUCAUUCAGUUAUGCUGCAGUGGGGAAGGGAAUGGGGUCAUUCAGUUAUGCUGCAGUGGGGAAUGGAGGGGAAUGGGGAGGUCAUUCAAUUAUGCUGCGGUGGGGAAGGGAGGGGAAUGGGGAGGUCAUUCAGUUAUGCUGCAGUGGGGAAGGGAGGGGAAUGGGGAGGUCAUUCAGUUAUGCUGCAGUGGGGAAGGGAGGGGAAUGGGGAGGUCAUUCAGUUACGCUGCAGUGGGGAAGUGGGGGAAUGGGGAGGCCAUUCAGUUAUGUUGCAGUGGGGAAGGGAGGGGAAUGGGGAGGUCAUUCAGUUAUGCUGCAGUGGGGAAUGGGAAGGUCAUUCAGUUAUGCUGCAGUGGGGAAGGGAGGGAAAUGGGGAGGUCAUUCAGUUAUGCUGCAAUGGGGAAGGGAAGGGAAUGGAGAGGUCAUUCAGUUAUGCUGCAGUGGGGGAGGGGAAUGGAGAGGUCAUUUAGUUAUGCUGCAGUGGGAAAGGGGAAUGGGGAGUUCAUUCAGUUAUGUUGCAGUGGGGAAGGAAGGGGAAUAGGGGUGUCAUUUAUUCAGGGAUUAUAUUAAUUCGCCAGAUGUUUUGCUAUGCAGCUGAGUGGAAUAAUAUUUUGUAUCUAAUUUAGUUGUAAAACCUAAUGCUGAUAUUUUUAGCAAAUUCUUUUCAGUAUUUUGCUUGCAAAGGCGUAUUUUAAGAUGCAACAUAGAAAAAACUGACACUGACAUUUUUAUAUCUGUUACUUUGACAUUUUUGAGAAAUAGCUUUCUGCUUCAAUAUGUUGUUCUCCUUAACAGGGCACCUUUCUUGUCAUUUUUUAAUAAAUAGCUUAAUUUGUUUGUUAAUCUAGAAAAUGUGAACGUCAUAUACUCAGAGCUUGCAAUCACCAAGAUCAACAUUUGCAGCAUAAUUGUAAUAUUUCUAUAAAAUAUGUUUGAAGAUUAUAUGUUAAAUACACUCUUCCGAAAAGUAAUUUGUUUUCCCCAUGUGCUGUGAUUUUGCUUAUAUAAAUAUUCAACUGUCUCAGAUGCACAUGUCAUCCAGGUAUGUUUUAUUAUGCUGGCUAGAUACCAAAUCCUUAAGAUGUUAGUUUGAUCCCCAGUAAGGUAUGUGUCCCCUAUGAUCACAGACAUUGUGAAAUGUGAAGAAAAAAUUUACUGAGUUAGUGACAGAGCCAGAACAUGCUUUAAGAUAGGAAGUUAGCUUAGUUCUGAAGUAUUGACCAAGUUGAUACCGAUUUAUAACAUUCUAAAGACAUUGCUUUCUGUAGGUACGACCCUUUUAAUUUAAUGCUGAUUAAAUACUUUGGUAACAUUUUUUUGUCUUAGCGGCAGAAAGGAGGACUUUUAAAAUUAUAUUAAUGAUCUAGGGCAAUCAAAUCAAAUUCAUCUCAGAAAUGCUGCACAUGUUGACAUCUGAGGAGGGUUGUAUACUUCAACCUUAUUGAUAUAUAAAUAUUUCAGUGAAUACUUUCGAAUUGAAAAAAAAAACAUGUGAUAUUUUCUUAAGUAUUUUUUGUUUAUCAGUUGCUGUUAAACAUUCACAUGUACAUAUCAUUUUCUCAUGAGACUUUCAUUGGUGGUUGCUGUUUUAUUCUGUUGCCGGGCAACAGGCUUGACAUUCCAAGAUCUGAUUUUACAGAUUUAUUUUUUAUGUUGUUUUCAUGUUACUGAGAUUUUCAAUAUGUAAAUACUAUGGAUUUUUCUUGUUGUACAGAAUGCUAUUUCUGCAGCUAGGUACAAAAAUAUACAUGAAAUUUGAAGAAAUGUAUAUAUACUACAUUAUGCUUAUAUCGGUUGUUGGUCUGUAUACUAAAACAUACUGCAUUUGCAAUAAUUUUGUUUCAGUAUUUCUUACAUUGAACAGAUUCUGUACCAUAGUUUUGUUUUUGCCUUUUUAAAAAAAGAACUCUCAAAAGCUAUUUUGUCACAAUUUAUAUAUAUAUAUAUAUAUAAGACCUUAUUCUUUUCAGGCUAUAAAACAUUAUUCUAUACUUUAACUGAACAAGCUUUUGGAAAUCUGUAUUUUAAAAUUUGAAGCUCCAUUAAAAAAUUGGUAUUACACAUACAUGUUCUGGUGAGAAGAUAGUAAAACAUUUUGAAAUGAGUAAACAUGAUAUUAUAGAAAUAAAAGAAACCAUAGUAUUUAUGUAUUUUUAUGUAUAGGCAAACAAUAUGCAGGAACUAUUCUUAGUUGGUCACAUAGGCUUAUUGUACAGUCAACAGCACUUUUCUUUUACAAUAUGGUAUCCACAUUUUCUGUACUGCAUGCUUUCUACGCCAUAUUUUUUAAGUUGUUUAUGUUAACUUUUCAGAGCUACUUCCAAAACACACAUUACGCGCACUUUCCUGUUUAGGUUUUUGCAUACCUUUAGAUGUUUAUGUUUUGUCAGUAAAACAGAGUGUGUCAUAUAUUUUCUCUAUUACUGUUGUUAGUUCUGGUGCUAUAGAAUUCUUAACUUUCCUUAAUAUGAAAUUUGUUUAACAGAUGGAAAGUGUAUAUUGUGUUUUUUGAAUGUUAUAACAUUUAAAAGAAUGCAUCACAAGGCAUUAUACAUGCAUUUAGGCAAUUUUCUGUUUGUAACUACACUUUACUUUGUUUAUUAUUUCAAAACCAAAAGGUUGUAGUGACUUAAGUUGCUUGAACAUUGUGUAUAGGUUUUGUAGUUUUUACCUAGUUUGCUGAUUCUAGAUUUUAAUGGUAUUUUCAUUGUUUGAAUUUGUGCAUAUGAUAUGAUUGGACAUUCCUUUAAGAUUUUAACUUUAUCUGUGGAAGAGUAUCUUAAAACCGUUUGAGUUGUACGUGUCGGUAGUUGUAAAGUCUUCUGAUACAUUAGAAGUUUUAAGCACACAUUCAAGAUCAGGAUUAAUCUUAACAAAACUAAUACAAAUUUGGAAAUGGAUAUCCAAUGUAAUAAAAGUGAAAAUGAUAUUAUGUAAGAAUGAAUAGCAUUCUAAGUGUUGAAAGAGCAAAGUGACCUUUAACCAGAACUUGUGACACAAGUUGCAGCAAAAAUGCAGACACCAAAAAAUACAAGGGUUAAGUACUUAGUAGUUAGAUGUGAAUAAUAUCUGCACUAUUUACCAUAAGUGCAUUUCUUUCAUUUCAGACAGAUAAUCUUUUUUAAAAUGUUUAUUUAUAUUUACUAAAAUUGUACUAAAUUUUAUUCCACUGUAACUAUAACAUCAGCCUUUUGAUAAAUUGUGCUAUUUGAUGAUGUUUUUUUUCCAAGUUAUGUAUAUUUCAAGGAUUAAGGGUUGUUGUCAUUUAUUAGUAUAUAUAUCUAUGAGUUUGGUUUCAUCCAGGAUACAUCUUCCUGUAUUUGGGCUAUUUUAAUAUUUUGUGAUUUUCUCUAGAGCAUGUCAGAUACAAUGAAUUUUUUAAUUUAACAGGGUUUGUGAGGUUUGCAACAUGACAAAUAUUUUUGUUAUUUAUCGCCCUGCUUUAACACCGAUUUUCCUGUCUAAUAUUGUAAUAAACUGUUUUUAAGGUUGUUAAGGUUUUGUGAUUGAACUUCUGCUCUUAUUGUUUUUUGUAUUUUUAAAGAGAAUAAAAUGGAAAAUAUAUUUUAACAGAAA
Molecule: messenger RNA, 5449 nt
Organism: Mercenaria mercenaria
Lineage: Eukaryota; Metazoa; Mollusca; Bivalvia; Venerida; Veneridae
Product: ras-related protein Rab-11B-like
Exons: 7
Coding region: 195-827 (210 amino acids)
Cellular component (GO): endosome
Molecular function (GO): GTPase activity; GTP binding
Source: RefSeq, a predicted model, not a curated record